Molecule: messenger RNA, 597 nt
Organism: Vicia faba (fava bean)
Lineage: Eukaryota; Viridiplantae; Streptophyta; Magnoliopsida; Fabales; Fabaceae
Source: the annotation of a GenBank genome assembly
AUGACAGAAGCAAACAACCUGAGAGACGCCCGGAGAAGAAGAAGAAUCCUCCAACAAGGAUCCGACCGUCUUGCCUUCAUCCAGGGUCAGAUCCAAACCCUCCCUCCUCCCGAUCUGCCUCACGCCAACGACGAGGAGCAGGAGUAUCCGAAUUCCGUUUUGCAGAAUCACGUUGAUGCCGAAAUUUUGCCUGAAAAACAACACAGUGAAAGUGAGAUUUUAAGUUUCCCCAAUUCUGAAAUUGAACCUGAACAUGUACAAGAAUCACAACCUCUAUUUCAACCUCAACCACCAACAACACAUCAAGAUUCAUCUGAUGAAAUUUCCCAGCUCGAAGAACCUAGAAGUUUCGAUUUCAUAAGCCCUAGGGAUGUGACGAAUGCCGUUGAUGCCUCAAGAGGCUCUGAUGAAAGGUUGAGGAGGAGACGGAACAGCGCCAGUGCCAGCGCCAGCGCUGAUUCUUCUGAUCAAUAUGCACAACUUGCAAAAACAUUGGAAAUUGGAAUGGUGCUGAAGACUGUGGCUGAUGCUGUCUUCAUGGAUUGUGCUGUCUAUGCUAUUGUGCUCAUAUGCAGCCUUUCCCUUGUGCAUCACUGA